GCUCAACAUGACUCCUAACGCCACUGCUGUAUCUGCUCUGACUUAUGCGCCCCGCACCGUGGCCAUGAGAAAAGAAGCAAACGAACUGAGAAGAACUUUAAAACCCUUACUGGAAAAAAAACGACGAGCGCGCAUCAACGAGAGCCUCAGUCGAUUAAAAGCGCUCAUUCUCCCUCUCACAGGCAAAGAUAAUCGCCGUUACUCUAAACUGGAGAAAGCUGAUAUUUUGGAGAUGACCGUCAGAUUCCUGACUGAUAUUCAAUCCAUUCCGUCUAAAGAUAGCGCCGAUAGCUUUAAAGAGGGGUACGCAGCUUGCCUCCAGCGCGUUCCAGCGCGCCUUCCGCAAACCGGCCUCGACGCAGAAACCCGCAAUCGCAUCAACGAGUUCAUCGAGCAUUCAGUGAUGCCCAAGACCCCAGCCUGCCAGAACUGUUGUGCACAGAGCUCCAGAAUGAUGACACAAAUCCAACAAAGACUCCUGAAUUUGAAAUCUAGCAGCUCAAGAAUCGUAACCCCGGAAAAAAGCGACGCUGCGAUUCCCAGUCGACCUCAGCCUGUGCCACUGAUCACCGAUGCCAAAGUCUGGAGACCUUGGUAGACCUACCGUAAAAUUGACUGCUGUUAUGAUCUUUUA
Sinocyclocheilus grahami is the source of this 634-nucleotide messenger RNA. RefSeq names its product hes family bHLH transcription factor 2, tandem duplicate 2 (gene hes2.2). The transcript has 3 exons. Gene Ontology annotation, molecular function: protein dimerization activity. The record is from RefSeq and is a predicted model, not a curated record. The coding region runs from base 8 to 598 and encodes 196 amino acids. Lineage: Eukaryota; Metazoa; Chordata; Actinopteri; Cypriniformes; Cyprinidae.